AUAUAGGAAAUGUUAGGUAUCCUAAUUUUAGCCGUUGUAUGUUAUUAACCGUAGCCGCAAAUUUAUUAUGCUAUCUGAGUUAGUGUCCAUUCGUGAAAGGUUAAAUAAAUUAAGAGAAGAUAUUGUAAAGUUAGGUCCAGAGAGGCGACGGAAAGAAAUAGGUAGAAAGAAACUAGACGAAUCAAACGAAUUAUAUAAUCGCGCGGCGGAUAUUGUGUCUCAGUUACAGAAGCAAACGGAAAAAUAUAAAAUUUCAGAAUUAGAGUUAGCUAAUAAGCAUAUAAACGAUAUUGCCGACACUUACAGUAGGAUAAAGAUAGCAUUAAAUUAUUUUGAUACAGAAUCUCAAACAGACGGAAAAAUGGCUAAGCCCAGUUUUGAUGUCAAGACGGCCAUCGCCUUGUUGCCCGUCAUGACGGGGCAGGAGGAUACCACUAAACAAUUAAUAGACGGUAUUCUAAUGUACAGUUCCAUUAUUAAUAGCGAAACUCAACAGGUUUUAAUAGACUUCGUCCUAAAAACAAGACUUUCAUCUAGCGCUAAGCUCAGAUUAAAGACGUCAUAUAGUAGCGUAGAAUUACUUGUCACGGAUAUGCGCACAUUUUUACUACCUAAAAAAUCGUCCGAAUCGAUUCAGGCUCAACUAUACAGAGCUAGGCAAGGUAGGAGAACUAUAGAGGCAUUCGGAGCCGAGAUCGAGGAUCUUUUCGUCAACCUGACCAUAUCUCAGGCCGACGGUAACGAUAGCAGGUACGAUAUACUUCGUCCGCUGAACGAGAAAUCAGCCAUUAAACGGUUUGCAGACGGUCUAGCAGACCCAAAAUUAAGCACAAUAAUAUCAUCUAGGCAAUUCACGUCAUUGCCCGAAGCAAUCAGGACGGCCAUUGACGAGCACAGCUCAUCACCACAACAGGAUCAGGUCCUACAUUAUAGACGGGGACAUUCUCGCGACAAGCUUACCACAACAAACUUGCUGGAGCACAAAAUUAACUUAAUAGAAAAUGCAAGCCCAGUAUACGUAAAACCUUACAGGAUACCACAUGCCUUACGCAAAGAACUUCAAACGCAGAUCCAAGAUAUGCUAGAUAACGACAUAAUAGAAGAGACUACUUCCGAGUGGUCCAGCCCAGUUUUGCUUGUUCCUAAAAAGAGUGAUAAGUUAGGAGAAAAGAAAUGGAGAUUGGUUGUCGACUACAGGCAACUAAAUAAUAGAAUACAGGAUGAUAAAUUCCCAUUGCCCAACAUAACAGAAAUAUUAGAUUCCCUAGCAGGUGACUCGUCUAACAAAAAUGCUGGUUUCAACCUGUCAACUGAUAUUUCUACUUGUCUAUUGGGCAACUGA
Cydia splendana is the source of this 1342-nucleotide messenger RNA. RefSeq lists its product as uncharacterized. The record is from RefSeq and is a predicted model, not a curated record. The transcript has 3 exons. Bases 68 to 1342 code for a protein of 424 amino acids. Lineage: Eukaryota; Metazoa; Arthropoda; Insecta; Lepidoptera; Tortricidae.